AUGGCGCCCCCCAAAUCAUCACAACCGAGUAGUGGCAGUGCAGGUGUCGAGGCCUCGUCAACCUCAGCGACUGCAAACACCUCUGCAGCUGCUGCCGCCAGCACCAGUUCGGCCAGAUCGACCUUGCCGUCGUCCAAAUCAUCAUCACCAAAGCCCCCGUCCUCCUCCAACUCUACCUCACACAAACUGCCCGCCUCCUUAGCAUCGUCCUCCUACUCCGUGCUGCCCAAGAUGUCGGAUCCCACACCACCACCAAGCAGUGCAAACCGCACACGCCGCUCGUCGUCACCAGCCGCUGCAGCAGCGACAUCGACAUCGUCAAUAAGCAAGCGGCCAUCGCGAGACAGCACCAACGGCGACAGCACCAACGGCACCGCCGCGACGAACGGCGACGCUGCAUCGCACUACGGCACGCGGUCACGGAACCGGACCGGCGGUGCGCGCCCCAACUACGCUGAGGACAAGGACAUGGACAUGUUCGAAAUGUACCCUGAGCGACGCGACGACGAACCCGCCAAGAAGUCCGAAUCGUCGUCCUCGUCGUCACGCAAGUCCGCCAACGCAGGAUCCUCCGGCUCAGCAGCUGUCGGCGCGUCGUCGUCUGCCUCGCUCCUGGACAGAGAGCCCCUUCGCCCAACGAAUGGCCACAGCAAUGGCAGUUCCGAGCGCGAACGCGAACGCGAACGCGAACGGUUACGCAAGCCGUUGCCUUCGUCUUCCGCAACCGCGUCUGACAGCGGCGCCGCCAGCAGCAGCAACCACCAGAACAGCACCAGCCACGGCAAGUCCUCGUCGUCCGCGCAUUCGCAGCACAAGGACAGAGACCACCAUCACGCCUCGUCGGUCGCAUCCACCAACGGUACCAGCAGUCAAUCACAAUCGUCGUCCAACCCGCGGAAGCGCAAGGCAGCCGCCGGUUCCAGUUCCAGCGACAAGGCCAGCCCCAGCAGCGGCAGCGGUAGUGGCACCGCGCACGGCUCGUCCACGCCGCUCCUCAACAUUUCACUCAAGAAGAAUGGCGCUGCUGCCGCCGCCGCUGCCGCCGCCGCCGCCGCAUCGUCCGCAUCGCACGCCGAUGGCACAAAUGGCUACGGCAACACGAAUCUGAUGACAUUUGAAAAGCACGGUGCCAAGCCGACCAAGGCUGGUCAGCUCGUGGCCGACGACGGCUCUGUGCUGAAUGUGAAUGACCACGUAUACCUGGUAUGCGAACCACCUGGUGAGCCCUACUAUCUGGGCCGUGUGAUGGAAUUUCUGCAUCCCAAGAACAACACGUCUCUCCCUGUCGAUGCGGUGCGCGUCAACUGGUAUUACCGACCCAGGGACAUUGGCCGGAAAGCGCAGGACACUCGCUCCGUUUUCGCCACCAUGCACUCCGACAUUUCGCCAUUGACUGCGCUGCGCGGCAAAUGUACUAUCAAGCACAAGGCCGAAAUCGACAGCCUGGAUUUGUACCGCAAAGAGCCCAACUGCUUCUGGUUCGAUAAGCUCUACGACCGCUACAUCCAGAAAAACUACGAAGUCAUCCCGACGUUCCAAAUCGUCAACGUGCCGGAUCGCGUCAAAAAGGUGCUCCACGAGCGCUGGCGCUACAUUUUAAUCGAGCAGGGACGUGGCAAGGAUCUCACUGCUGCUGCAAAGCAUCGUGCCCAGGAACGCCUCUUGGAGGCACGCCACACGCCGAAUGUCAUUGACGGCCGCACCCCCGAUGCGACCGGCGCCGUCACCGGCGCUGCCACCGCAGCCGCCGCGGACGACGACGAGCUGCUCGAUGACGACGACGAAGACGGUGCUGGUGCAGACACCGGCCGCACCAGUCCCGAUCAGGACGAAGAUGCGCACCCGCCAGCGACAGCCGAACAGCAGUACCAGGCCAGUCUCUGGCCGUACCGGUACCUCGGCAUUCACUGCAAGGUCGAGGACGCGCUGGACUACGACGAUCGCAUUUAUCCGCGCGCUGCGACCCGUGUCGGCCCCCGGCACCAGGCUGUCGUCUUGCCAUGGCCGGGCCGGCCGGUCGAGUAUGUGAUGCCGCCCGACAUCAAGAAGGCCACCCGCCGUGAGGCUCGGCAGAACAAGGAAGCGCUGGCCGCAUACGAACGAGAGCGCGAGAGCCGCCCGAAGUGGAUCCAGGACACACCCGCCGGCUACAUUGAGCGUGGGCAGGACUACGACGACGACGACGAGCGCAACACGGCGUACCUACUGUACAAGUCGCCCAACGCGCCGCCAUGUGUUCCCCCCGCUGAGAAGCCGGCUGCCGGCGCCGCCGACGCCGACGCAGACUCCGCCGACUCCAAGAUGGACAUUGACCCGCCUGAGACGAAGGACGCCAAGACGAAGAAGACACCCGACAUUUCCGACGAGGAAAUCGACGAGUUUAUGGACAAGGCCGUCGCAAAAGCUGCAAAGCUCGGCGUACCUCCGCGGUCGACCAACCUGCACGACGUGGCUGCGGAUCUGCUGUUUCACAACAACUUCAACACAGACAAGGCGCUAAAGGAGCUUGACCGUAAGAAGCCAGAUGAGUUUAGGGAGCCCAUCCUCAACGCCGCCGAGUACAAGCGGUUUGAGGACGCCGUUACCAAAUUCGGCUCGGAGCUCCACCUCGUUACGCGCCACGUCAAGACAGUAUUUUACGGUGACAUUGUGCGCUACUACUACGCCUGGAAGAAGAGCGAGCGUGGCAAGAUCAUCUGGGGCAACAAUGCCAGCCGCAAAGGCAAGAAGGAGGCAAAGGAGGCCAAGAAGGCCGAGACCGCCGCCGCGAAUAAGAUUCAGGACGACGUGGCCGAUGACGUUGACGACUCUGCCUUUGAUACCGACAAGGCCGACGCUCUCAAACGCCAGUUCCAGUGCAAGUUCUGUAGCACAAAGACGUCCCGGCAGUGGCGCCGCGCACCUGCUGCUGUGCCCACCGGUGUCCUCGCCGAGUCGCUCGGUGGAGGCAGUGGUCGCAGUUCCAACCGCGAGCGGAGCCAGAACCAGAACACUCAGCAGUACGUAGCAGCGCUGUGCCGUCGCUGCUCCGAGCUCUGGCGCCGGUAUGCGGUGCAAUGGGAGGAUGUGGAGGCCCUCACCGCCAAGGUCACCAACGCGGGCGGCCGUCUCGUGAAGCGCAAGCUGGACGACGAACUUAUGAAAGAAAUCGCCGCAGCUGAGGAGAUGAUCCGCCUUACCGAAGCCAACUUCAGCGCCCUCCACCAGUCCACGGAACCUCCACGCAAGCGACUCAAGGGCCAGAACGGCAGCGCUGCUGACAAGGACGCCGACUACAACGCGUCAGACUCCGCAUCGAGCUCGACAUACCCAGCAUCGUCGUCCAACAACAGACGGCGCGAUCGCGAACGGACCAACGCCGAGCGGGCGGCCGCCGAACGGGACCGGUCUGCCACCGCAGAACGUGCUUCAGGCGGCGGACGCUCCAACGGGUCGACGCCCGCUGCAGGGGGAGGACGCUCCGCAUCCAACGCUUACUCGCGUACGGUGGCCGAACUUCUUCCCGAGCCGAAGAAGCUCCCCUGUGCUGUCUGUCUCAAGACAAAUCUGGCGAAUGAGGACCAGCGCGUGGUGUGCCGCGACUGCCGCCUGACGGUGCACCGGAGCUGCUAUGGCGUUCUCGACAACCGCAACCCGCACAAGUGGCUUUGCGACAUGUGCACCAACGACCGCAACCCUCACAUGUCCAUCAACUACAACUGCGUCCUUUGCCCGGUCGAGCACAGCAAGCCUGCCGCCGGCGCACAGACGUCGUCCUCGCACAGCAAGAGAUCCGACGCACAAGGUCGCGAACGGGACCGCAUCGAUCGUGAACAGGCCAAGAAAGCCGACGAGUGCUACAGAAAGCGCCAAGAGGAGCUCAACAAGCCCGUCAACCCGCGAGAGGCGCUCAAGCGGACGGCCGACAACAACUGGAUCCACGUCACCUGCGCCGUGUGGACACCGGAGAUCAAGUUUGGCAGGGCCCGCGCUCUCGAACCGGCUGAGGGCGUUGCCUCCGUCCCGCGGGCCCGGUACGACGAGCAAUGCAAAAUCUGCAAGACCAAGUCCACUGGCGCGUGCGUGUCGUGCAACCAGUGCCGUGCGCAGUUCCAUGUGCAGUGCGCGCACCAAGCCGGCUAUAUCUUUGGCUUCGACCUCGUCCCCGUCAAGGGCUCGCGCCGCGACCAGGCCAACAUUGUCACCCUAAACGGCGUCAACGGUCUGCUGGUACCGGCGAUUUGGUGCCGCGACCACAUCCCGCUGAAGAGCUCGGCGUACCUGCCGUACGAGAAGAUUGAUGGCUCGGACAUGUCGGGUCUUCAGUUUUACGUCGAGAACUACAAGCAGGCCGACCUCGCCCUGACCGGCUGCGCUCGCAAGGCUAACCUCCUCUCGAUCGCCUCCAAGAUGUCGGGCUCGCUGGUGGCCGGUGCGAACUCGGCUGCAGGCAGAGGAUCGUCCCCCGACCAGAACACGGCGCCUCAGAGCAACGGCAGCAACAGCCGCCAGGGCUCGGUGUAUCUCAACGGCGACUUCGGCAGCAAGCUCUCGGCGGCGACGGCCGUGGGGGCCAAGAAAGCCGUCAAGGACAACAAGGUCUGCCUCACGUGCGGCAGCGACGUCAGCCCCAAGUGGCAUGCCAUCGACAAGACGCAAGAGCGUGAACUUGCCAACGGGUUCUACGGCAAAAUGGGCGAGGAGGCGCAAAAGUUUGUUGCCCAGCGCAACUACCAGUGCCACAAGUGCAAGAAGACAGGCCGCAAGCCUUCGCCCCACAGCCACGACCGCGAGAUGCACGAUCGGGCCGUGCACGGCCUCGAGCACGUCCACCGGGAACAGGAGCGCGCCCAGGAACACGAGCUUGCUCGCGGCCUGGUUACGGAGUUCACCAACCACCCUCAUGGCGGCCGGCCGAACGCCCAGGCUUCACCCCACACCCAGCACCACCACCAUCGCAGUGGCAGCAGCCAGGGCCACAUCGCGCACAGCCUGACGGGCACUCCAAGCCAAUCGCGCGAGACGGAGCACCGCUCGACUGUCGUUAAGAGAGAAGAAGAGCCGUAUUCGGACGACAUGCAACGGCUGGCGCCACGGUACCCGCCCGAGUCCGACCUAUCGCGACCGUCACCGUCGCAGUCGCAACUGCACCAGGCGCCGCCUCUGUUGCCAGCGCAUCAGCAGCCCCUCCCGCCACCUUCGCAGUCGCUGUCGCAGCCGCAGACACCGUCGCAGUUGCCUCCUCGCGCGCCGUCGUCGCACCAUCACAAUAUCCUGCAUCCUGUCGACCACGCACGCCCAGAUCCCCCACAGCGGUCGCCGUACUCGCACGCACAGCAGCUGCCGGCCUCGACGCACCCCCCGUCAAGCAGUGGCGGCCCGCCUACUGGUCUUGGCUCGUCUCGGUCACCGCCCGACAUGGCACCGCGGUACUGGUCCUCCAACAUGGGCUCGUCCGGUGCUGCUCCGCCGCCGCCCCCGCCGCUCCCACAACAGGCGCCGCCACCACUCACGUCCAUUCGGCCGGGCUCAUCACGAGGCACUCCGUCUCCCCAUGCGAUGCAUUCGGCUCCGCACAUGCAGCAGCACCACUCGCCACACUCGAUGUCUGUUCCCCCUCGGUCGUCUGUCCCACAGCAGGCCCCGCCUGCGCCUGUCCACCCGUAUUCCUCGUCGUCAUAUUCCGACUGGCGUCGUCCGCCUACAUCGUCGCAAGCGCCACCGCCUCCGCCGCCGCCGUCACGUCGUGAACCGCUGCACAGCGCAAGCACGAGCAACAGCUUCACGCACAACCACCUGCGUCCGCCGCCGCUCAGCGGCAUGCAGAACAGUGGGAGCAGUGGUGGCGGGUACAUGGGCCAGAGCGUGAUGAAUGGCCGCCCACCAUCGCCGCCCCGGCGUAGCCUAGGCGGUCCGCCACCGCCGCUGGCGCACGAGCGCAACAGCCGGGACCCGUACGGCCACAGCUACGGCGGACAUGCGCCGUACGGAACGUCACACGGGUCGUCACAUGGAACGUCGCACGGAUCGCCACACGGAUCGUCACAGCAUUCGCCGCAUAUGCAAAGCACAAGUCCGCACCAUCCAUUUGCGCAAAUGCUGCACCCGCAGCGAUCGGCUUCGUCGAAUGCGUCGUUUACGAACGCCGGACUCAACACAAACAAUGUGACGCGCGAGGACUUUACGCUUCGCGGUCCAGCGAACAAUGCCGCGCCGCCGCCGCCGCGGCCCAGUGAGCCGCGCAACGGCAGUUCGGCAAGCUCCAACCCGUCUCUGCGCAACUUGCUUUCGUAA
Messenger RNA from Sporothrix brasiliensis 5110, 6273 nucleotides. Its product is annotated as phd finger and bah domain containing protein. The transcript has 3 exons. The record is from RefSeq and is a predicted model, not a curated record. Lineage: Eukaryota; Fungi; Ascomycota; Sordariomycetes; Ophiostomatales; Ophiostomataceae. Gene Ontology annotation, cellular component: Lid2 complex. Bases 1 to 6273 code for a protein of 2090 amino acids. Gene Ontology annotation, biological process: histone catabolic process. Gene Ontology annotation, molecular function: ubiquitin-protein transferase activity; chromatin binding.